GCUCUUGAGGUCUUCUGGCUUAUCUACGGGAGGGAAAGAAAGCAAUGUCUUUACAUCAAAUCAAAAACUGCUUUCUGAAGAGAGCCAAAGGGAAUUCCAAGACAAGGAGGGUGGUUAUUUAAACAUUUUCGUGUGUAAUUAAGCAUCUAAUUAGUUUUCUAAAUCUGUUUGUUUUUUUUCGUUUUUUCAAGUAAAUUUGAGUGAUUUUAUCUUUAAGUUCUGUUUUUGUACAUUAUGCUAGUUAUCUUAAGAUUUGAUUAGUGUAUUAUGUAGUAGUCCCGUGUUCUUUUUGACACAAACAAUAUUAGAAAGAUAAUUGAACUCAAAACUUCAUGUAUAGCAAUCAAUUAUUAUUGCUCAAAACUCUCAAUGAGCUAAAUAUUCUACAUUAAUGUCACUUUUAGAAGAAAAAUGAGAUACAUAAACUUGUAAUUUUAAGGUGAUGGAUCAAAAGCUAAAGAACUUCUUAAGUUCAAAUAUGCAUUUAGUAAAAUGAUUUUCGCAUAUUACCCUCUUGCACUUCUUCAUUUUUUAUGUCUUCGACUUUUUGUUUAAUUUAUUUAGUCUAACAGCUAGUAAUUAAAAUUAUUUUCAAAUUCAAAAGAAAAUAGCAUGGUGCAUGCGUCCUACCAGCCUCAACAUAUGCUCUCUAUCUUGUAACCAUCAAAGUUUGCAUACUAAUUGCUGCGGCAGAAUGCAGAGUCAUAAUUCGUCCUCGAAUGGCACAACUAGAGAGAUAGAAGAUUUGGUACCAAGUCCAAGGGUUGAUUCAGACAUGUAUUCGGUCAUAAGAAAAUUUUCAAUGUACCGAGAAUACAACUUGAUACAUUAAGUGUUAUAAAAUAAUUGUUUAAAAAUUUAUUUUAAGUAUCUACUUAAUUGUUUUGUGUCACUUGAUAUUUCGGUAUAUAUUUAUGGUAAACCGAAAAGUCUAUCUCAGUCAUGGGGUUUCUGUAGAAUGCAGAUUUCCCAAAGUCCACGGAUUCUGACAUGUUUUGGUUAUGGCCACACCGACGUAAACUUUAUUUUGAUGAAACACAUUAUAAUUGGGGUUUAGAAGAAGAAAAACAAGAAGUAAAGAAGUACUAGUUUUUCUUGGCGAUGGCUUCUUCGUCUCUUCACCAAGCAACGGAAACCGGAAAUGCAAGCUCCCUACUUACUUUCCAACCCGAAACUCAAAGCUCCGGCGAUGGCAUUGAGCUGUUAGCAUGCCCUGUGUGCUACGAACCGCUCAUCCGAAAAGGCCCCCCCGGUCUCAACCUGCAAGCAAUAUUUAGGUCGGCUUUCGAGUGCAAGAUAUGCCACAAGUUGUAUAACAGCAGUAGUAAGAGCAAAGAGAAAGACAUUUACCUGGAUCUUACUGUUAGCGGUGGAUUGAGGGAGUACAUUGCGCCCAUUCCAGCCGGGACUGACUUCUUCAGAUAUCGCCUCGUUUCCUUCUUGUACGAAAGAGGUUGGCGUCAGUAUUUUGGCCAAAGCGGCUUCCCUGGACCUGAUCAAGAGUUUAAAAUGGCUAUGGACUACUUUCAAUCCGCUACUGAUCAAGGUGAAGGUGGCGGUAGUGGUGGUGUAGUUGUGGAUGUAAGCUGUGGGAGCGGUUUAUUUUCCAGAAGAUUUGCCAAAUCCGGGGUCUUUGCUGGAGUAGUGGCGCUCGAUUUUUCUGAGAGUAUGCUUCGCCAGUGUUACAAUUUUCUGAAGGCAGAUCCUGCUUCCCUUUUUGCUACCAAUCUUGGUCUCGUGAGGGCAGAUGUUUCUAGGCUUCCAUUUGCAUCAGGUUCUGUUGAUGCUGUCCACGCCGGCGCUGCAUUGCAUUGCUGGCCGUCUCCAUCCAACGCCGUUGCUGAAAUCACUCGUAUAUUACGCAGUGGCGCCAUCUUUGUGGGAACGACUUUUCUGCGUUCUAGUCCUUAUACUCCAUGGAUAUUCAAGCCUUUUAGGGAGAAGAUGUCACGGAGCUCCAAUAGCUAUUUAACGGAGAGAGAGAUUGAGGACUUGUGUAGAUCAUGCGGUCUCACCAACUACUCGAGCAAAGUUCAGCAAUCCUUCAUCAUGUUUUCUGCUCGGAAACCGGCUGUGUAGCAAACAGCGUGCGGGCCAUCAUUAUAGACCACGCAAGAAGUCUUGUAACUCAAAUAGUUAAAAUAGAGAUCACAACAAAGUUCGAAUGCUACUAUUGAUACAAAGAACCACUCUUUCUUAGUUGAUCCAAUUCGUAAAUUUGAAAGUAUUGAAUUAUAAAUUUUAAGAUGGAUCUACAUAGAUAUUUUGGAUUCUGUGUUUUUUUGCAAAGAAAUAAUCUCUUUCCUCUCAUAUUCAACAAAUUUGGGAGGUCUUGUACACUCCUUUUAGGA
Malus domestica (apple) is the source of this 2351-nucleotide messenger RNA. RefSeq lists its product as uncharacterized. Gene Ontology annotation, molecular function: S-adenosylmethionine-dependent methyltransferase activity. Gene Ontology annotation, cellular component: chloroplast. The record is from RefSeq and is a predicted model, not a curated record. Lineage: Eukaryota; Viridiplantae; Streptophyta; Magnoliopsida; Rosales; Rosaceae.